Messenger RNA from Blepharisma stoltei, 672 nucleotides. NCBI's taxonomy places the organism in Eukaryota, Ciliophora, Heterotrichea, Heterotrichida, Blepharismidae. The record is from the annotation of a GenBank genome assembly.
AUGAAUUAUUUAGAAAUAGGGAAAAGAGAAGUAUUUUUUAUCUAGCUUUAUAGAUUUCGAGCAGAAAAAUCACUGAAUUUUGUUCCUGACCCUCCUAAUCCUGUAAUUGAAUCUCCACUAUUUGAAAAUGACUAUCCAGCAAAGAUAUUGGAACUUGAAUCAGAAAUCAAGCGCUUGAAUGAAGAAAAUCUACGAUUGAGAGCUCAACUAGCAGAGAAAAACCAGCCAGACUUAAGAAUUGAACUUAAAGACCCUCAAGAAUUUUUAAAAGAAGAAAAAGUAUUCUACGAAAAUGUGAUAAAGGAGCUAUAGGAUUUGCCCUAGGAUGGCGCUAUAUGGCGCCAUCCUAGGGCAAGCGAAAAUUGGCUCCACACGGGAACCGUAUUCCACGUGUGGAGCCAUUUUUCCACGUGUGGAAUCCACAUUUUUCCACGUGUGGAAUCCACAUUUUUCCACGUGUGGAAUCCACAUUUUUCCACGUGUGGAAUCCACAUUUUCCCACGUGUGGAAUCCACAUUUUCCCACGUGGAAAAAUGGCUCCACACGUGGAAACACAAUUCCCGUGUGGAGCCGUGUCUCCAAUUGCCCGAGGAUGGCGCAAUAUAGCGCCAUCCUCGGGCAAUUUCUAUAUCUCGAGAAAUAGUAAAGCUGACUCCUCCUCGAAGAAAAUAG